This is a messenger RNA of Nematolebias whitei (Rio pearlfish), 1901 nucleotides long. RefSeq names its product phosphatidylinositol 4-kinase type 2 beta (gene pi4k2b). The coding region runs from base 1 to 1524 and encodes 507 amino acids. Gene Ontology annotation, cellular component: lysosomal membrane; endosome; plasma membrane. The transcript is spliced from 11 exons. NCBI's taxonomy places the organism in Eukaryota, Metazoa, Chordata, Actinopteri, Cyprinodontiformes, Rivulidae. Gene Ontology annotation, molecular function: 1-phosphatidylinositol 4-kinase activity. The record is from RefSeq and is a predicted model, not a curated record. Gene Ontology annotation, biological process: endosome organization; Golgi organization; phosphatidylinositol phosphate biosynthetic process.
AUGAUGUCAGAGUGCGAUCCGACAGAGCCUGGAAACGGUUUGCCCGCGCUGCUGGACACCGGGGCCGGCGCGGAGGCGACUUUUCACUCGUACUCGGCCCCCCCGCAGGCGUCACUCGACAACAACCGAAUGGGACUUGGGCUCGGGGCGAACCCGGGAGUCGCCGUUCGCAUUUCGGGCUCGUGUGAAAGCGUCUUGACCGAGCUUGAGAGCGACGGCUCCGGCGAAGAGGCGCUGCUGUUGCCGUGCCUCGCCGGAAGCUCGACGUCUCCGAGAGGCGGCGGAGACGAGCGGAGCAGGCGGAGCAGACACAGCUCGUCGUCGGAUAAAGACACCCUGGCGUCCCCUGGUACAAACAGCGGGGAUUUGAACCAUUUCCCCGAUGAUCUAGAGUUUGCAGACAUUAUCCAAAGAGCAGAACAUGCUAUUGAAGGUGGCGUCUUUCCAGAACGGAUUUCCCAGGGAUCCAGUGGGAGCUACUUUGUCAAAGACCCAAAAGGGAAAAUUAUUGGUGUUUUCAAACCAAAGUCAGAGGAACCUUACGGUCACCUGAACCCAAAAUGGACCAAAUACUUUCACAAGCUCUGCUGUCCGUGCUGUUUUGGCCGAGGCUGCUUAUUGCCCAACCAGGGUUAUCUCUCGGAGGCUGCAGCCUCGCUGGUCGAUACUAAACUUAGUCUUGGGGUGGUUCCAAAAACCAAGGUGGUGUAUUUAGCAAGUGAGACAUUCCAUUACAAUGCUAUCGACAGAGCAAAGUCCAGAGGAAAGAAGUACGCCUUGGAGAAAGUCCCUAAGGUGGGACGACGCUUCCACAGAGUGGGCCUCCCCCCAAAGGUGGGCUCGUUUCAGCUGUUUGUGGAGGGUUACCGCGAAGCUGACUACUGGCUGCGGCGCUUUGAGGCCGAACCUCUGCCGGAGAACAUCAGGAAGCAGCUGCAGUCCCAGUUUGAGCGACUGGUCGUCUUGGAUUAUGUCAUCAGAAACACAGAUCGGGGAAAUGACAACUGGUUGAUCAAGUAUGAGAAGCCAGGAGAAGGAGAUGAAAGGCAGAAGGACGCAGGAUGGCCGGAGAAGAGUACGGACUCCUGCAUCAAGAUUGCAGCGAUCGACAACGGCUUGGCCUUCCCCUUUAAACAUCCAGAUGAGUGGAGAGCGUACCCCUUCCACUGGGCCUGGCUCCCCCAGGCGAAGGUCCCCUUCUCGCAGGAGACCAGAGACCUGGUGCUGUCCCGCCUCUCCGACAUGAACUUUGUCCAGGACCUCUGUGAGGACCUCUACGAGAUGUUCAAGACGGAUAAAGGCUUUGACAAAACUAUGUUUGAGCGACAGAUGUCCGUCAUGAGAGGACAGGUGUUGAAUCUGACUCAGGCUCUGAAGGACGGCAAGAGCCCCAUCCAGCUGGUGCAGAUGCCCCGGGUGGUGGUGGAGCGCAGCCGGUCGGGCGGCCAAGGACGAGUCGUCACUCUGGGCAACGCUUUCACACAAACCUUCCACUGCAAGAGGCCCUUCUUCACGUCUUGGUAGAGUGAGGGACGCUCGGGAGAAAAUUCUGGAAAUGCUUCUUUUUUUUUUAAGCAUGCAAGGGAAGAGAUUAAGAAGGUGAAGGCAUCUCCCUGAAGGCGGUGCACGUGUGCACUGAUGAGGAACGGGAGAUUCAACAGGAAGCAGAGUGGGAAAAUGUUGAAGGGAAUUUAGUCGAGGAGUUCUGAUUGUGUGACAAAAGUGGAAGCUAACAGUAUUAGCAUACCACUGUCUUGACCCCGCCCCGGACCGAUUCUGGUUGCUAUGGUGACUUGAUUGAAUAAUAAGCUUUGUUACAGAUGUGGGUUUUGUUAAUUGUUUAGAUUUUUUUAAUUCACCCGACAUCGUCUGAAAGCGCGGUUCGUUAGUGGCUUUGUUGC